AUGGCUGCCUCGAAAGAAAGCAUGCCAUCCAAACCAGAGGAUAUCGAAACGCGCUCCAUAUUUUCAAUGCAAGAGUUAGACCCAUCACCAGUACAAGAUGAGUUUCCAGACCUUGAAUCUGGUGACUACUUCCCCAGAGAACCAAGUCCGCCAUCGGCACGCGAGCCCAUCGCCGGGGGUGGUCGGUUCUCGUCGCUCAAGUUAGGCCUUCGCGGACAUAGUUGGGAUUCCUGGUUAUCUGCGUUCCAACGAUACUCGACGUAUCCACCGACCCUAUUCUUUGCAUUGCAUUGGGCCAAUACCUCUCUCAUCCCUCUGGCUACUCGAUCUGUGCCCGACAGCGAGAGCUUCCUGCUUCUCACCAGACCCGUCUAUCAAUCUCCGGGCCUCGAACAUCUCGUUCUGACCGCGCCUGUUCUGAUUCAUAUUGCGUCUGGAAUUGCUUUGCGCAACAUCCGCUCCGCACGGCGGGCUCGACUCUAUGGCGCCGACACAAGGUCACAGAGACACUCCUUGACGUUUUGGCCUCGGAUGAGCCUCCAAGCUCGGUUAGGAUAUUCCUUAGUUCCGUUACUCGGCGUCCAUGUGCUCGUCAACCGCAUCACUCCGUUGAUGGUUGAUGGGGGAAGCUCGGGAGUCGGGCUGGGUUAUGUGGCCCACGGCUUUGCACGGGCCCCCGCACUCUGGAAUCUGUACUAUUUGUUAUUCGUCGCCGUUGGGGUGUGGCACUUCGUCGGCGGCUGGGCUGCAUGGAUGGGCUGGAGAGUGACAACGGUCCGGAAGGAACGUGACCGAAAGAAAGGCUCCCUAGAGGGUUAUCUGGGAGCCUCGGAAAGUGAGCAACGACUCCGCCGACAGAGGAAGAUGUGGUGGACGGUCAACGGCAUUGCCGCGUAUGACGGCACUGAGUACAGAGCAGUGAAGGAAGGAUUGGCGUACAUUCUGAACCCCCCGGCUCAGGCUCCCGGUACGAAAAGGGAUCGCAAAGCUGACGAGCAAUCGCAAUCAGUCUUCUACAACCCUAUUCAACAAUUCAACCGGGACCUUAGUGUCCUUGCCAUUCGCGCAUAUGGGGAGCAUUUGCUGGCCUUGAAGAAACAGAAGGCCGAGAAGAAGAAGCAAAAGGCUGCGGCGAACGACUCCGCGAAGGGCAAGAAACGCAAGAGAGAAGAGGUCGAUGGCAAGGAACAAACGCAGGAUCAGAAUCAAGGCCAAGGGGAUCAGACUGCAGCACAGCAGGCAGAGCAGGACACGGCGCCAUCUUUUACGAUUCUAGACGCCCUCUCGGCUACGGGUCUGCGUGCCCUGCGAUAUGCUUCGGAGAUACCUUUCACUUCUUGCGUCGUCGCAAACGACCUGUCGCCCUCGGCCAUUGAAUCCAUGAAGACGAACAUCAAAUACAACAGUCUCGGCGAAAAAAUCCGUCCCAACACCGGGGAUGCGCGCUCUUACAUGUACAGUCUUCUAAACCAACAAGCCAAUACCCCAACUGUCGAGAGCCACCUAGGAAAAUUCGACGUGAUUGAUCUGGACCCUUACGGCUCUGCUGCACCUUUUAUGGACGCUGCGGUUCAGGGAGUCAAGGAUGGCGGUCUUCUUUGUGUUACCUGUACCGAUGCAGGUGUCUGGGCCUCGUACGGGUAUCCCGAGAAGUCGUUCGCCCUAUACGGCGGAAUCCCAGUCAAAGGACCGCAUUGCCAUGAAGGUGGCCUGCGUCUCAUCCUGCACGGGCUUGCAGCCUCCGCUGCGAAAUAUGGUCUCGCGAUUGAGCCACUUCUCUCCCUAUCGAUCGACUUUUAUGCCCGAGUCUUCGUCCGUGUCCACCGCUCUCCGGCCGAAGUCAAGUAUAUCUCUGGAAACAUGAUGAUGGUCUAUAAUUGCGAUGCUGGCUGUGGCGCGUGGUCAACUCAGCCUAUCACCCAGACGAAACAGAAGCUGGACAAGAAAGGAAAUCCGUUCUACCACUUCGGCUUCGCUCAGGGUCCGGUAGCAGAUAGUCGUUGUGGCCAUUGUGGCUCUAGGACUCACCUCAGCGGUCCUAUGUGGGCUGGCCCUCUUCACAAUGCUCAAUUUAUCCGCAGAAUCCUUGAUAUGCUCCCCCAGGCAGAUAGGAACGUGUAUCACACGAUUGACCGGAUUGAGGGAAUGCUGACUACGGCAAUGGAAGAAGAUCUGAAUCUAGAAAUUUCUAGUGACGAAGCAAACCAAACACCUACUGGCACAGUUGGUGGGGAUAUCUCCGAGAACGAAUACUCUGCAAUCAUCCCGCGGCUCGAUCCCGCCGCCCGGGAAGAAUACCCCUUCUACUUCAGUCUUAGCGCCUUAUCCAAAGUCUUGCAUACAUCCACAAUUUCCAUUGAUGCCAUGCGUGGGGCUAUUCGACACCUUGGCUAUCGAUCAACCCGCAGCCACGCCAGACCGAAUACGAUUCGUACCGAUGCUCCUUGGGAGGUGAUCUGGGAGAUCAUGAGGGAAUGGGUGAGACAGAAGUCUCCCAUCAGAGAAGGCGCCCUAAAGCCCGGAAGUCCCGGCGCUGUCAUUAUGUCCAAGAGCAGGGAGAACAUUCAAGGCCGUGAGGGGGAAGACCCGUCUCUGGCGCUUCUCAAGACCGAGCUUCAAGCAGUCACAGAGGAAGCAAAAGAUGUCAAAGAUAUGAUUACCAAAAUUGAAGCUGCCUUGUAUCGCUCCGGUGCCCGUCAAGCGUUGGGGAGGAAGAGAAGGGAAUCUGAUCCUCCGCGUGAACAGCCGGGAACAACGCAGAAGGAUCUCCAGGACACAAAGCCUCCCCGUAGCCCCAAUGGUGCAGGCAGACCGCACCCUAGCACGCUGGAGGUUGUAUUCGAUGAGGCCUUGGGUAGGGAGACGGCCAAGAAGCGGCUGGUGCGGUAUCAAAUUAAUCCUCGUGAGAACUGGGGUCCUCUGAGCCGAGCAUCCGGAGGCAAGUAG
Messenger RNA from Aspergillus welwitschiae, 2946 nucleotides. Its product is annotated as tRNA (guanine26-N2)-dimethyltransferase. The transcript is spliced from 3 exons. The record is from RefSeq and is a predicted model, not a curated record. Gene Ontology annotation, cellular component: nucleus; membrane. Gene Ontology annotation, molecular function: RNA binding. Bases 1 to 2946 code for a protein of 981 amino acids. NCBI's taxonomy places the organism in Eukaryota, Fungi, Ascomycota, Eurotiomycetes, Eurotiales, Aspergillaceae. Gene Ontology annotation, biological process: tRNA N2-guanine methylation.